AGGAGGGGAAAGAGCAAGUGUUUUUAAAGAGGGGAGAGUGGGAGCGACGGCACAGGAGUGGGAGGGUGGGAGAUUUGGAGUCAGAGAGAGAGGGAGGACAAGCGGGUGGGUGCUGUAAAAUCCGUUAACGGGGGGAGCUCUGUGCAUUUAUUAGACAUCUUGGCUGCCUGCCCAACUUGCCUCAUUGUAAGCGAGGCAUGAUCGUGAACGGGAGGCAGCCCUCUCUGCUGCCUCGGCUGCCCGGCUCCCAGACCCAGCCCGGCUCCCACCGUUGACAUGGAAAGACCUUGUGUCUAACCAGACCACCAGCAACAUGAUGCCCAAAAGGGAUCAGGAAAGAGAUCUGGAGCUGGACAAGAAGAUUGAGGCUCUCCGCAGGAAGAACGAAGCGCUCAUGAAGAGGUACAAGGAGGUGGAAGAGGACAGGAGAAAGGCAGAAGAGGAAGGAAUGGCGCUGCAGAGCCGAAAAGGAAAAGCUGAUGACCUCACCAUCACAAUCAGCAAGUCCACAGAUGAGAGUCGCAUGGUGGUAACAAAGCCUUUUGGGAGUGGGUCUCCAACUGGGACAGAACAGCAGGAGGGUGGGACUGAUAGGGUGGGAGAAGGGUCCACUCAGGGGACUGGGCGAGGCUCCAGGAAGCAGCUGACGGUCACAAUGGCUGGAAAAAAGGGUAAAAGGGUGGUGAGUGAGAGGCCAGAGAAACAACUGGGCCCCACAGAUGUCAAGAGCCCCUUGCAAGAAGGACAGACGAGGCAAGUGGAGUCAGCUGGGAGAGGAACGCAGCCGAGUAAGACGACGAAGCGGGAAUCAUCAUCGUCAGCAGCAGUAGCAGCAAAGGAGGACAUUAAACAGGGGCCGAUGAACGCAGAGGAGCAACACAAGGAUACAGAGCAACGGCAGGAGCCUGAGAGCCCGCAGCCCAGCACAGAUCUCAACAUCCCAACAUCAAGGGAGGAGCAGGAGGAGUAUCUACGGUGGAAGAAGGAACGUGAGCAGAUCGACAGGGAGAGAGUGGCACGCCACAAAAAUGCAAAGGGGCAGUGGAGACGUGCAUGGGACAUGGACAAAACCGAAAACAUGUUUUCAGACAAAUCUCUUCCUGGCAGAGACUGGGCAGCUUCAACUAGAGGAGGACGGAAUGCGAGAAGAGGUUCGAAAGCGGGUUCGAAAGGUCACGACAAGCGAGGCAAAGACAAGGCAGCUAAAAACGUGCUCGUGAUGAGCAGCAAAGCAACAGGCAAAGAUCGAUUAACUGGGAGGGCCAGGAGAUGGCAGGAUAAUGACGAUGGAGAGAAUACACAGACUACUGAAUCAACACUGGAGGAAUUCCUUGAAGAACUUGAUGCUCUAACAGAUGCUAAUGAAGGGAAUCUGAAAGAUCAAGACUCAAAAACAAAGCCAGAUCCCUUAAGUGCACCUGAAGAUUCUGAUAGCUUGAAAGAGGAUAAAGUUACUCAGAGGAAAGCGGCAACCUCAUCCCCUCGAGGACAAGAGAAGAAAGUACGUUUCUCAGAGGAACUCAUCCAGAAGGCUCCCGCUAAGCAAGCUACAACUUCUGCAGCUCUAGAAUCUAAAGGCUCUCUGAAAGCCUCCUCACCAAAACACAGUGAGGUGCAGAGGCCACAGCUGGCUUGUGUAAGUGCAGAGCAGGAUGGUAGUAGUUCCCAGGAUAAAGGAGGAGGUCUUCUUUCUCCUCCUGUUGUCCAGCAGCAGGCAUCUAAAACUGAAAGUGUUAAAAAAGUCACCAGCAGCCCAGAAGUUUGCAGCGUUACUUCUGAUGAAAAAACCAGCACCUCUCCACAUGAGAGCCCUGUCCAGCCUGUAGAAGUGUCCAAGUGCAACAGCAGCAGUACGAACACAGAAGAACUGAAAGACUCCACUCUGUCUGUCCUGAGAAUAGAUUCAGGAGAGUCACACCCAGCACACUCCACCAGCAAUGACAAGGCAAGAGAGCACGGGAAGGUUGUUUGACAUUUUUGGAGCAUCAAUCCUGAAACCAAAUUGCUAUGAUUGGAUGCUUUUUGCUUCAGUGGCCUCCAAGCUAAAAACCAACCUUUCAUUUGCAGCGCCGAGACCCUCCAACCGAAUCUAAUUUCUGACACCAGAGUAGGAAGUGUUAUUGAGCAUUUCAAAUGUUUUUACAUCUAAGCACUUUAUGAGUAUACAGGACUGUUUACUGAGACAUUCUUCAGUAUGUUAGUAAGCUGCUUGAGUGCAAUAUCUUUGAAUGUUUACAUUUGUAUGAAAAGUUAAAGGUACAUAUCCUGAGGCUAUUUAGUCAGUUCAACUUAGGUAGUCUUUGACAGUAAAUUAAGCCACAAUAAAAUAAUAGUGCCUAAUUAAGCCUUAGGAAUUAUUUUGACUAAAAUAUUAUUUAACUUCAGACACAAACCAGAGUCUUAAUAUCUAUGUUCAAUAACUGAUUGGAUGUUAUUUGUCGAGUCCUUUCAGAACAAAACCCACAACUCUCAGUGCAUCUGCAAAGUGACCUGGUUUUACAGUUUUCUGACAAGAAUGUUUUACCAAGAAAACUUGAAAAUGGGACUUGCUGGUUAUCAAAAAAAGUUUAUUUUUGUGCUAGCUUGAGAUUUCUAACCUAGGACAAAUGUAAAAAACAAAACGAAAAAAAAAACAGGAUCACCAAACUCUGACUCUCCCACCAUGGCAGCUUUAUAGGAACAGCUAUGUUCUUGAAAUGAGGUAUUAGUAAAAGGUUGUAAGCAGUUAAUGUUAGGCUAUCGAGCAUGGCACUGAGCAUCUUCAUUUGGCAUAAAUCUAGAUGAGGUGGCCAGGAGACCAAAGGUAACAGCUAGUUCAAGAGGCAGCCAGAAGCGGCUCUUAACGAAGGCUUUUGGGAAGUUGUCCAGGGCAGGAUUUGAAAAAUAAUAGUGAUUUGUCUGUUGCCCGUGUUCACUGUUGAGAAAAAGAAGAGUAUUUUAUGUGUCUAUAGCAAAGCACUUUUUUAACUCCCAAAAUGUUCUUGAUUUUUAAGAGUGGCAAACCCCACAUCCUACUUCAACUUGUGUUUUAUGUUUAAGUGGCAAUGUCAGAACUAUAUGACAAUGAACAUUUGAAAUUUCAUCAUGUUUGCCUUGGGUGUUUUAUUUUAUUUUAUAAAGCCAAGCAAUUAUUUUUAUUGGAAUUUGAUAAAUUAUGUAAAGAGAAGCUGUCUGAUAUAAAAGCAAUGGAGUGUAUAAAUCAAUUAAAUGGCAUGCACAGAUUUGGAAUGCCCCUUCAUUCCCAUCUCUUGGUGUAGUUGGAAAGUGAAUGAUGCCGGGGUGUGGAGGAAAAACAAGACAAAACAUUGCCAAAAACUAAAUGACAAUGCAGAAUGUGAAAUGUGAAAAGUAAUUACAGGCUUAUUCAGUUUUAUUAGACUGGACAGGACAUUUUAAUUCUGUUUCAUUUUUCUUCUUGGCAUCUUUUGGACUGGGUCAGUGUCUAAAGCUCUGGGAGCUUCCAGGGUUGAAGCCCUCAGUUGACAUGCAACCAUGUCCAUAUUUAUAACCAGAAAGGAAAAGGAAGAUAUAAUUUUCUUUACCUUGUUUAAACUCAGAAACAACAAGGAGAAUGAAAUGCAAACCAAACAGUAGAUAAGACUCUGAGGGUGGAGCUGCUUUCCCAUUCAAGGUCUCACACAUGUACUCUGUCUUGAUUGAAUUGCUACAGAAUAAAAUAAUUCAAUUAUUGUGGAAGUCCAGUAAACACAUUUUCAUUUUAAUUAGAAGAGAGACAUAAAAAGCAUGUGCAAUGUUAAAUUGCAGGUAUUCAUUUGUACAAUAAGACAUCCAAAGCAAAUGAUCAAAGCUCUGAAAUUUGGCUCAGCAUUAACUGAUUAUAAGGUUUUGAGACUGGAGUUUUGUAAAAAUGUUAUAUGUCUUUUUUUUUUUCAACUAACCUUGAUUUAUAUGAAAUAAAGAUGCUUAGAUAAUUAAGUAAGAUAUUAACUGCUGACAACAUUUUAAGGGAGUCACACUUUAAAAAUAUCAAAGAGUCCCUUUAAAUGCAUGUUUUAGUCUUGGUGUAAUAAGACUGAGGCAUUGUACCGUAAGUGCAUUUUUUGCUAACUAUUUUAUUCAGCAAAGGUGAAUGAAAUUGUUUUUGAAUGGUUUAUUACAACCUUCUCUCCAACUUUGCACCAAAUAUGGUAUUAUUACAAUAAUAUUUUCCCUUAAAGACAGAAGGAUUUGCUACUCUGAGUGUUGCAGGAAUUUUAUUAACACUUUGUGAAACAUAGACCUGGUAAAGCCAUUAGUUAUAAACAUUAAAAGAAACCAAGGUGUUACACAAUUUUACAAGUCAAUCUCAAUAAUUAAGUGAGAUUUAUAAUGCAGCAUAUGGCUGGCCAUAAUUCUGACCUAAAUGAAACUGACUUUGGUCACUAAAACACAUCUGUUUUUGAUAUGUUUGCUAAAACUGUUUCUUAUAAAAAGUCAAAAUUAUACUACAAUCAGAGCAACUAACUUCUGACCCUUUUUCUUGACUUGAGGUCUUGUGUGACAAACUUAUUUCAGUCAGAGCACUGUGGUUCUGCAGACACACCACUUUAAUAUUGUUCCGCCAUUUAUUCUGUAUUAUAACUUUUAUGGAAAGCUCACAUUUUUCAGAAAGCUGAUCUUAAUGAAGAAAUGACCCAGUUCUUGUGCCUUGCUCUUUGGAUUCUUCAGACUGAAGGUGUAUUUUAAAUUCAUGGUUUGCAUCAUAACUAUCACAUGCAGCUGCAGUUAUUUUAUUUAUUUGCCUUAUGUGCAGACAUCCGAAUGUUCAUUGCAAAUCAAAAAAACACUGUCUCCCCCUGUGACCAGCGUGUGCUUUUUUUGUUUGUGUUUAUUGCCUGUCAGCUGUUAUUUUUGGUAUCACAUGAUAAGAAGCCUUACAAGAACACUGUUCUCAGAAAUGUUUGCGGCUUCCAUCAGAGCUGCAGUAUAGUAAACAGUUAUAUAACCCUGAGUGGAGAAUGCAGCGGACAUGCUUUGUGAGGCUGGGAGACGAGCUCCCAGCCUCACACUAGCUUUGGAUGAAGUUACGUAAAAAAAGCUAAUAUUCUGGAAUCUGUUGUAACAGCAAGAUGGAUUCAAUCCAUUCAUGAGGACACAACAGGAGGCCUUAAUUUUCGUACUGAGAAGACGGUACUUUUCUUGCAAAGGAGCAUCUGUUUGAAAAAUAGGUGACCUUUGAUGCCUUUAAAACUCCCUGUGGGAUUCAGUGUAAAAAGACGUUUAGGGUAUACAAUCCUAGAGUAGUUAGGUGUUACAUGUCCUUGUUAGGUGCUUUCAAGGUAUUAAUUCAUGAAGUGACUAAUGUAGGAGGUCAUUAUUCACUUUGUGUGUGCAUCGCUGCCCUCUAAGUUUUCACAUGCAAAAAUAAAAUGGUUGUGACUAUUUUUAAGUAUGAGUUGUUACCACAGCUUUUUGCAGUGUGAGUCCAUGUGGGACAAGCCUUCAUGUACUGUAGGGCAAACCUAAGAAGUAAUAACAUCAAUAAAGUUUGUUUCUGUAUGUCAAAACCUUUUUAAUAUGUGCGUUGUGUUGCACUUCACACUGACAGUUGAAUAUGUGUACAUCUGAUCUAAUCUUUUGGUAUUUUGCCUAAAGUAAGAUAAAUUUCAGCCUCAAAUAAAGUUACCUUUAAUUAGUUCAGCAUUUAUGGAGUUUAUACACUUUACACUUUAGGACAAUUAAAUGUUGUCCUUCUGGAAAGUGAAGCUAGACUCCAAUCUCAAGUAUCUUUAUAUGUUUUAUACAUCUGUCUUUGGUAUUUAAAUGAAUAAUCUGGAACAAUGAUUACAGUUUUUCCAAUGCAAUGGUUCAUCUCUAGAGUCCAGUAACUUCUUUUACCUUGUGACUCAUCUGACACACCAAGACUUUUGAUUUUAACGUCUUAAUGACCUUCUGGUUUUAAGUCGUUGAUUUUAUCUGUACAGCACUUUGUUGCAGCUGUUGUUUUUAAUGUGCUUCAUAAAUAAAGUAGCAGUAAAAAAAUAAGCCAUUGAGGAACUACAGCAAACUAUAAGAGACAUCUGCCUCUUUCAGUUUUGUCUUUUACUUACCCACCUAGUAGGAGCUUGCUGGACUCCCAAUUUACUCUGUAAAUUCCACAACAAGAGAUGUUUCUGUUCAAUAAGUACAUAAAAAUGUCUAGCAAGUUCAGCAGCUCCUUAUUCUUUAUUUUUGCCCACAUCUGUGGAUCAAAAAUCCUAAGUAGUAAAUAUUUCAGAUAACACAUUUAAUUCUAUAUUUUGUGAGCAAUAGAGAUAAUUAAUGAAGCGCGUUUUUAUCAUGGUUAAAAAAAUAAUAAUUAAAGUGCUGUGGAGAAAAUUGACAGGUAAAACAGAAAAUGCAAGGCCUCAGUUUGCACAGUGAUCCCUUCAUACUGGAUGUGAUUAAUUCACUUUGCUGCAUUUGAAACACGUGGGACCUCCCAUAGGUCCCAGUUUUUUAAUUAUCGCCUCCCCAGGCUAUCUCCAUGGCAGCCUUUUGGGUGUGUGACCUUCUGUUCAUAACAGCAACCUCUCUCCUUUCAGAAGUGCAUACCUCUUUUUCUUUUACACAAUCUUGAUUAUUUCUAAUUUCAGGAAUGCAACGCCACUCAUUUGUGUGUAUGCUACUUUUAAUGCAGUUUGAGGUUAAACUAAAUAAGAUUUUCACACAUUACCCUACUGCAUGGGGGUGUUGCUGUUAUAUGGAAAUGAUUCUUGUAGGCAGUUGUAGAGGUUUGAAAUGCAGUGUAGGAUUAUGUCAGCUUUACAUUGUGUGGAAGCUUCAUAAUCUUGAUAUCCAGGACAAAAAAAGUGUUUUUCUUUUAGUCCCUCUGUGACUAUGUUAAAGCCGUGUUAGUGCAGUGCAUCGUAGGUCACAAAGAAUUCUUUCAGCUCUUUGAGCUGGUGUUGUGCGUUUUUAAAUAUUAACUGUAUUGAUGAAAAAAUGGCUAAUAAUAAGAAAUAACCCAAAUGAAAACAUAUAUGUAAUCAAGGAAACAUAAGAAUUUAGUAAUCUAACACAUGAAAGCCUUUUUCUAAAUGACAUAAUAUAUUUUAGCCAUAUAUAGCAUAUAAAAGCCAGAUCCUUCAGGUACCCGAGGUUGUUUGUGAUUAUAAAAUGUACCAGCUAAAAAUCCUUUCUUUCACGGCUCUUUACUCCUUGUUUAUCCUCUGUCAACACAAACUGUCUGCUGACAUACGUGUAUCACAUUACAUCAAUAAAGCCUCUCUCCAAACGGUC
This is a messenger RNA of Poeciliopsis prolifica (blackstripe livebearer), 7221 nucleotides long. RefSeq names its product coiled-coil domain-containing protein 9B. The coding region runs from base 314 to 1972 and encodes 552 amino acids. The record is from RefSeq and is a predicted model, not a curated record. Lineage: Eukaryota; Metazoa; Chordata; Actinopteri; Cyprinodontiformes; Poeciliidae. The transcript has 14 exons.